Messenger RNA from Ilex paraguariensis (yerba mate), 1031 nucleotides. The record is from the annotation of a GenBank genome assembly. NCBI's taxonomy places the organism in Eukaryota, Viridiplantae, Streptophyta, Magnoliopsida, Aquifoliales, Aquifoliaceae.
GUGCACUUUGAAGCCAUGAACACGUCCACCACCCUUUUUUAUUCUAUAUAAACACGAACCCACCCACAAACUAUAUUCUAAUCAAUCGUUUGGUUUUGCUAUACUUUGCGGGACUUGCAGUUCAGUUUUUGAUCGGUUUUAGAAUUAAGAUUUGAAGAAAUGGCGCAACAUGGAGAACGAUAUGGCGUCCAUGGUCGGCAGACCGACGAGUAUGGCAACCCAAUUCGUCAAACAGAUGAGUUUGGUCGCCAACUCGACGAAUAUGGCAACCCAGUUGGGGGAACCAUGGGAGAGUUUGGAACCACUGGCCAGUACGGGGCCGCCACCGGCACCGGAGGAGAUUAUGGAACCACCGGCGCUUAUGGCACCGGCACUGGCAUGGGACAGUAUGGAACCACAGGCGGACACGGCGUAGGUACUGGCUUUGGCAGCGGGGAGCGCCGCGAGGGCCAGGGUCUAGGCGAAGGGCUGAAGGAAAAGAUAAAGGAGAAGCUGCCUGGCGGGCACAGGGAGAGGGUGACCCAGUCCACUGCCACUACUACUCCGGGAGGAGAUUAUGGAACCACCGGCGCGUACGGCGUAGGCACUGGCUUUGGCAGCGGGGAGCGCCACGAGGGCCAGGGGCUGACGGAAAAGAUAAAGGAGAAGCUUCCUGGCGGGCACAGGGAGCGGGUGACCCAGUCCACUCCCACUAUGACUCCGGGUUACGAAGGACAGCGCGAGGAGAAGAAAGGAGUGAUGGAGAAGAUCAAAGAGAAGUUGCCUGGACAACAUAAUGCUUAGUUGCCUUUGGCAUAUGGUUAUGUAUAUGUUUCAUGCCCGGGAUGUAUAGGGUUGUUUGUACUUCGUUUGGGUUACUAGGAGUUUGUCUAGUGCAGUUGGUGAUCAUCAGGGGUCAUCAACUAUAGUGUCUGAUACAAUAAGCAGUGCUUUGUUUUUUGUUUCGAGCAUCUGCGAGUAUGUACCAUGUAUUGCCUAUGCGUUGUACUGUGAUGUCUUAUGGUGUGUUUUCCUGGACGCUAUAUGAAUAU